AUGGACGCCCUCAGAGUCGCACGCGUCGACGACGUCGCCAUAGAGCUCCCCCAGCCCCCCCAGGACACCGCAGCACGCAUCACAGGCGACCUCCAUCUCACCCCCCACCACCUCAUCUUCUCCCAAUCCGCCCCCUCCACCAACCCCCAUCCCGAGAUCUGGAUCCCGUACCCAAACAUCACCCUUCUUACCAGGCUGCCGCAGACCAUAUACGGCCUCUAUCCCGUACAGAUAGAAACAAAGACGUUCGAAAGCUAUGUCUUGCUGUUCAACAAGGACAGAGAGGGCGGUGCGGAAGACGUGUGGCAGAGCGUCAAAGACUGCACAGUGAAAAAUUCUGUGGAACAGCUUUAUGCAUUCUUCUACGUCGCGCCCUCUCCAGGCAAGGGCUGGCAGACAUACAACGCCCGAGCCGAAUUCGCUCGCCAAGGUCUCGGGACGCGUACGAAAGCGUGGCGCUUCACCGAUAUCAACAAGGACUAUUCCUUUUCUCCCACAUACCCCAACAAGCUCGUCGUUCCCAGUCGCAUUAGCGAUUCGACUCUGUCCUAUGCUGCAAAAUAUAGGAGCAAAGCGCGGAUACCAGCGUUGACUUAUCUCCACUGGGCAAACAACGCAUCCAUCACCCGUUCAUCACAGCCCAUGGUGGGCAUGAAGAACUCGCGGUCAUCCCAAGACGAAAGACUGAUCGAGUGCAUCUUCUCCUCCCACCACUUUCUCGAUAACGCCUACUCCUCCACUUCAACCCCCAUAUACGGCGCCACCUCUACCAAUCUCAUCAUCGACGCGCGCCCCACGACUAAUGCUAUGGCAAACGUCGCCAUGGGGGCGGGGACGGAAAAUAUGGAAAAUUAUAAACUGGGCAAAAAGGCGUAUCUGGGCAUUGACAAUAUACAUGUUAUGCGCAGUAGUCUCAAGAUCAUUGCCGAGGCAAUACGAGAGGCAAAUGCCCGACCCACGAUACCCCUGGAUCGCGGGUUGCUUCGAAAGAGUAACUGGUUGCGGCACAUAUCUACUAUCCUAGAUGGUGCCCUCAUCAUCAUCCGCAAUGUUCAUCUCAACGCUUCCCACGUCCUCAUCCACUGCUCAGAUGGGUGGGAUCGGACGGCCCAGCUCAGCGCUGUCGCUCAGAUCGCCUUGGACCCAUACUAUCGAACUUUUGAAGGCUUCAAAAUCCUCGUCGAGAAGGAUUGGCUAUCUUUCGGCCACAAAUUCCUCGAUCGUUCGGGUCAUUUGUCGUCGGAAAAGUAUUUCUCAGUCACAGAGGGUGAAGACGACCUGGAAGAAGAAGGGCCCGGUGGGGGUGCUCAGAGAGCAGCUCAAGCGUUCUUUGCUUCGGUUCAGAAGCAGUUUUCGAGCACUUCCCACCUCAAAGAGAUUUCCCCAGUCUUCCACCAAUUCCUCGAAUGUGUACGUCAAAUCCAACGACAGUUUCCGGAACGGUUCGAAUACAAUGAACAGUAUCUGCUCGAUACCUAUAGACAUCUAUACUCGUGUCAAUUUGGGACGUUCCUUUUCAACAACGAACGAGAAAGGCAAGCUUCACACUCUGGCAAGCCAUACGUUGAGCGCACAGCGUCUGUCUGGGAUUUCAUCGAACAACCCUCAGAACGCGCCAAGCAUGUGAACCCUUCGUAUGAUCCAUCCCUCGACAAGUCAGAUGUCACUUCAGGUACUCCUGAACCCGGGGACCAAGGUGUCUUGCUGUACGAUCCGAAAGAUGUCAAAUUCUGGUUUCGUCUUUUUGGACGCGGUGACGAGGAGAUGAACGGGUCGCCUGUUUCGCUGGCUGCUGGGGUCACUGGAGUGGAUAGUUCCAGCACAGUGACGGGCUCUGAGGAUAACCCUGUCCGGGUGGAGGGAAUUGUACGCAGAGUGACACCUGUAGGUGCGCCACCCACCGACCCCCUCUCAGUACAUGCUACUCCACUGUCCCCCGAACCCGCCACCUCGUCUCCGGGUCCCAAGUCGUGGAAUUGGUCUCAGAUAUCUGGCACCGCUUUCAACGCUGUUCAAUCUGCUGCUCGAGAUUUCCGCACCAUUUCCACCGACGCUUUCGCGCAGAUCAAAGCUGAGGCAGAUGAGCUGGAAAAGCAUGGUUGGGGGAGGGAGGAUGGCCGUAAAAGGUUAGGCUCCGGGGUGACCAGAGAUUCGGGGCCUGUUGCGCCGUCGACGGGGCUGUCGCGAAUGGGCCUGAGAGUUCCCUCGGAAGCCAACCCGUGGGCUUCUGAAUCCCCGAGAUCACCACCCCUAUCUUCCCCCGCUCGCCCAGACCUCGCUCCGUCAAUUCCUGCAGUGGCGGUUCGCCCGGGGCCAAGCAGAACUACAAGUAAUCCAUGGGCGACCGCGCCUACCCCGAUUCCUUCCUUGUCCGGCUUGAGUAUAGAAGACGGAGCAACGAAUGAUGCGGCGGUGCAGGAGAAUGUGGAAGCGACAAAAAUACGGAAGGAUAAUGACGAAAGCUGGGAUCCCCUGGGUGCAUUAUGA
Cryptococcus wingfieldii CBS 7118 is the source of this 2487-nucleotide messenger RNA. RefSeq names its product myotubularin. NCBI's taxonomy places the organism in Eukaryota, Fungi, Basidiomycota, Tremellomycetes, Tremellales, Cryptococcaceae. The record is from RefSeq and is a predicted model, not a curated record. The transcript has 3 exons. Gene Ontology annotation, molecular function: phosphatase activity. Bases 1 to 2487 code for a protein of 828 amino acids. Gene Ontology annotation, biological process: dephosphorylation.